Molecule: messenger RNA, 540 nt
Organism: Daldinia childiae
Lineage: Eukaryota; Fungi; Ascomycota; Sordariomycetes; Xylariales; Hypoxylaceae
Exons: 1
Coding region: 1-540 (179 amino acids)
Source: RefSeq, a predicted model, not a curated record
AUGUCCCAUGCGAAAGCAAGAGCAUUAGCGACAAAGGCUCUCGAGAAGAAGAUAUCCUCAAGGGAUCCCGAAUCUGCAUGGCUGGAACAGAGCGGGCUUCUCGGUGUUCCUAAGAGCCUCCCGCAAGAGUCCCAUGACAUUAAAAGCCUAACAUCCCCGAAACUACCUAAAGCCAAGCGAGGCCGCGGUAAGAAGAAGAAGUCGGAAGAGGACAUGUACAUGGACGACCUCCUGCUUUCCGACGAGGAAUUUGGACAUGCCGGAGGCCUUCAGAGAGCGGAACGCUGGAUCCCUGAUAUGCAGCACCGACGCCGGCUAAACCAGAAGCCCAAAAACGUACCCUCUCAGUUAUGGAUGUCCUACUGCCUCAUGGAUGACUAUAUGUAUAGGCAAUCUCUGGCUGACGAGGAGGUUCUGGCGCUUCCACUUAUGGACGAUGUCUUGGAGUUUCAACACGGCGGUAGCAGCGAUAAGGCAGUUCCACCGCCUGGCUUUCAGUGGAACGAAAAAAGGAGAUUGGUACCUAUUCUAGAGAAUUGA